Numida meleagris (helmeted guineafowl) is the source of this 4954-nucleotide messenger RNA. Its product is annotated as sodium-dependent proline transporter-like. Gene Ontology annotation, cellular component: membrane. Gene Ontology annotation, molecular function: L-proline transmembrane transporter activity. The coding region runs from base 2513 to 4492 and encodes 659 amino acids. Lineage: Eukaryota; Metazoa; Chordata; Aves; Galliformes; Numididae. Gene Ontology annotation, biological process: sodium ion transmembrane transport. The record is from RefSeq and is a predicted model, not a curated record. The transcript is spliced from 15 exons.
GUGACCCCCAACAUCUCUGGGCAGCCUGUUCCAUGUACCCCAGCCCUUUGUUUCUGUCUGUGUCUGAGCACAUAUGAGGGUGUUGGUUCCAUCACUGCUCAGUGAACGUGGCAGUUGCUGAUCCCUCGGCGCUGAGCCUGGCUCUGAAGAUGCGUGGCGAGUCAGCCUGGGAGCACCAUGCACUGAGGCUGGACACCCAAAGAGCUCUAGUUUCUGAGAGGUGACACAAGGAAUAUCUGGAACUGAUCAGGAAAUGGAAAUAAAUUGGGGUUUGUUUCUCUAUGUGGUUGGAAAAAGGCCUACAGAAGGAAAAGAACACUGCAUCUUGAUUCAUUUGAAGCCUGCGCUGUGCUCACAGAUCUUUGCCCUCGGGUGCUUUCUGUUUUACUCGCUCUUUUUUGAAAAACAAUAGCAGGUGGAGCAGUUGUUUCGUGUUAUGAGGAUGUGACUGUGCGUCAUGGGUUAAACUGCUGCAGAGGAACAUCAGCCUCCUCCCCUCCAGCGCGGCUGUGGCAAGAUCAGAGCAACCACGAUCAACGCCCAAGAGGCAAGUUUGGAAGGAAGUGUAACAACGAAAACCAAACUUCCUGAGGCCGCACAACGCUGUACCUCCACCCAGCCCUGAGGCAGCUGUGGUUGGAAUGGAGCUUCUGUGCCCACGGGUUCCUGUUGUUAUAGGUUUAUAUGUCAGGAGUUCUUCGAGCAGGCUGCCAUGGCUGAAUGGCACCGAGCUGGGACAGGACCCAAAGCUGUUUCACCUCUAAGUCCCACAAUGUGAAGCCACAAAACAACAGAUCCGACUCUGCUGUGGAUCAAGGCGACAGACCUACCAAGGAGUGCAUGGCUCUCACCUCAUAGAAUCAUCCAGUCAUUAAAGUUGGAAGAGACAACUAAGAUCGUCAAGUCCAACCAUCCACCUCUUGCCUACGCACUCAUGUCUGAGCGGGUGUGAGAGCAGCUGGGAGCCUGGCACACUCUGCAGCCAGCGAUGAGGGACCAAGAGGGAGAUGCAGGGAUUUGCAUCCUACCCCCACUCCAGAGCUGACGUACGCUGUGGUGUUUUAAUGCAGAGCCCUCUCCAGAACAAGGGGUCCGAAUGCCUCUGGGCUACAGGGGAAGUUGUGAGCAUCUGUCAUGGGGUUUCUUAUGGGAUCUGCUCUAUGAGGAGAAAGUAGGAUGGAAAAUUAUAAUCCUCCACUUCUUGGUUGUUCUGUGCAUCAUUAUGCGCUAUGCUAAUUUCCCUACUCUAAUAACGUGUCCCUCAGGGCAACUUUUUGCAAGGCGGUGCAAUAAACAAGGCCACCAAAAUGACCCAAGCUGAAAAUACCUCUUCAUUCCCCUCAUUUGGAUGGAACUACAUUGAAUUCCUUGGCCCAGAACCACCUGCAGGGAUGCUGCUCGCUUGCAGACUGCUCUCCUGAAGCUGCCGGACAUCGCGCCAUCCCAGGACCACAACAGCUCCCGGUGGAUGGCACGGGAUGAAGGCAGCCACCCUCACCCAGCAGAACGGCUCUGCCUCCUUUGGUUUCUUUCUACUCCUGUGAAUUCAGCUGCUGUCAACUCACAAAGUCUUUUUAUGUUCCUUCAGAGCAUCACCAGCUUAGUGGACAAUGGGGCAACUCAAGCCCUGUUCCCAUCCUGCACAAGUGUUCUUGGUUGAAAAGAGCCAAAUUUGUGUUGGAAGUCCUUCUCCUUUCUCCCUUCCCGGUGGUGGUGGGGGAUAGUCCUGGCUCAAGGGGUAUUUCCAGGUUCUGAGGGACCUGCUCCACUCAGAGGUCAUUAACAGCUCCAGAUGGAGCACCAUGGACAUGGCCAAAGCGAGGCAGAGCCAGAGCACUGGCCGUGAAAAAUGCGUGUAACACGGAGAUGGACGGGAGCCGGUGUGCAGAGGGGAGCAGCGAUCUAACCCAGUGUCCCAGGGUUGGAGGUGGAGGCGCUGAGAGCAGAUGGCUCCGUGCUGGAACGGAGGAGCUGCAGGAGAAAUGCUUCAUGGGUAGAUCACAGCUUUAACCUCAGCUCUCUUUCAGCAGCUGAUGAUGAGGCGGAGCCUGUAUCUCUGCUCCUUGUUGGUCUGGGUGGUUUUCCAGAGACCAGCUGGGAAAGCAGGGUGACAGUGAUGGGUGUUUCGGGGGGUGCAACCAGCAAACAUCACCUGGAAUGGGAGGUUCCCAGCACAGCUCCUUCCUCACGCUGGGCUGCUGUCCAGCCUGGGGGGCACAGCGGAUCCCUGCGUCCUUUGUACCACUCUCCCUUCUUCCUCGUGCCCUCAUGCCUGCAGCACGGGGUGGGAGGCCAUCCCAUCUCCUCUGCAGUGGGUCGGAAGUUUGCAGUGCCCUGGUGCUGUCCUCCUGCCAGGGCAUGGGGAUGCUCUAGCUGCAUGUCUCAGUCCAGGCACGGGAGGAGUGCAGCAUGAAACCGCGACACAACAGGGGCUUGGAGCUUCGGCUGGCCACCCCAGCACGCACCUUGGCUCCCCAGCUCACAGCUAUGGGAUGAGUAGUUUGGGGGGACCAUGCAGCCCAUGGCCUCCCGAGGGCUGACAGGACCUGGGUGCACAGCGAGCCGGGGCGGAGCUGCACCUGGCACAGGUGAGCACACCCCGCAGCAGGAAAUGCCGCGAGGCGAGCACCUCGACACAACGGGGCUCCCAGCCCCCGCCACACCAGAGGAGCCCACGGUGAACAUCUUCCAGACACAGGAUCCUAUCACCCCUCAGCCUUGGGCAGAGCCCCCGGCCCCAGUGGGGGGCCCGGCCCCCAGCCCUCCCCGUGACACCUGGGCCGGGCAGCACACGUUCCUGCUCUCCUGCCUGGGCUACUGCGUGGGGCUGGGCAACGUCUGGCGCUUCCCCUACCUGUGCUACCGCAAUGGAGGAGGCGUCUUCCUCAUCCCCUACUUCCUCAUGCUGCUCCUGGUGGGGCUGCCACUCUUCCUGAUGGAGCUGAGCCUGGGGCAGUACGGGGCCGCGGGGCCCAUCACCGUCUGGAAGUGCUGCCCCAUCCUGCAAGGCGUUGGUGUGGGCAUGCUGGUCGUGUCCUCCCUGGUGUCCAUCUACUACAAUGUCAUCAUCGCUUGGGCUUUCUACUACCUGAGCUUCUCCUUCCAGAGCCCCCUGCCCUGGUCUUGCGAUGCCCCCCAGAACACAGAGCUCUGCCGGAACGCAUCAGGCAAUGCCACCCACACCAGUGCCAGUGAGGCUUUCUGGAACGAGCAGGUGCUGGGGGUGACACACAGCUCUGGCCUCGGGGACCCCGGCCCCGUGCAGUGGCCGCUUGCACUGUGCCUGCUGGGAGCCUGGCUCCUGGUCUUCCUCUGCAUGCUCGGGGGCAUCCGCAGCUCGGGCAAGGUGGUGUACGUCACGGCCACCUUCCCCUACCUGGUCCUCCUCAUCCUCAUCAUCCGCGGGGCCACGCUGCCCGGCUCCCUCCACGGCGUCCGCUUCUACCUCUCCUCGGACUGGAGCAAGCUGCUGAGCGCGCAGGUGUGGAGCGAUGCGGCCUCGCAGAUCUUCUACUCGCUGGGCAUCGGCUUCGGGGGGCUGAUCUCCAUGGCCUCCUACAACAAGUUUGACAACAAUGUCAUCCGGGACACCCUGGUCAUCGCCAUCGGGAACUGCUGCACCAGUUUCUUUGCUGGCUUCGCCAUCUUCUCGGUGCUGGGACACAUGGCCUUGAAGAAGGACGUCCCCGUGGGCAGCGUCGCUGAUUCUGGCCCCGGGCUGGCAUUCGUGGCGUACCCCGAAGCGCUCUCCCUGCUGCCCGGUUCCCCGUUCUGGUCCAUCCUUUUCUUCCUGAUGCUCUUCAUGCUGGGAGUGGACACUUUGUUCGGGAACAUUGAGGCCAUCACCACCGCCAUCCUGGACGAGUUCCCAGCCCUACGGGAAGGGGGGAAGAAGACGAUGCUCCUGGGUGUGCUCUGCUUCUCCUUCUACCUCCUGGGGCUCCUCCUCGUCACCCAGGGAGGCAUCUUCUGGUUCACGCUCAUUGACACCUACAGCACCGGCUUCGGGCUGAUCAUCAUCACCCUCCUCAUGUGCGUGGGCAUCGCCUUCUGCUACGGCAUCGAGCGGUUCUGCCAGGACAUCGUGACCAUGAUCUGCCGCUGCCCGCCCUGGUACAGCCGCGUGCUCGGCUACUUCAAGCUGUGCUGGGUCUUCCUCACCCCCUGCCUGCUGCUGUUCACGCUCAUCUACACGUUCCUGGAGAUGUACAGCGUUCCCCUGCGCUACGGCACCUACGAGUUCCCAGCGUGGGGCACCAGCCUGGGCAUCUGCAUGGGCGUCCUCAGCUGCGUGCAGGUCCCCAUCUGUGCCGCCGCGGCCCUGUGCCGCCAGACCGGGACCCUGAGCGACCGCUUCCACAAAGCCACGCAGCCCUUCCGCUCCUGGGGGACGGGCUCUGCCGGCGCCGCGGCCGAGGACAUCAUCGAGGUGCCCUUCACCAUCACCCUGACCGGCAGCGACUUCACCGCGCCGCCGCACAGCGAGAGCUGAGCCAGUGCCGGGACAGCGCCCAUGGUGACGGACCCCAGAGCGCGGUGAUCGCUGAUCCCAGCACGGAUUUUUAUCCUCUUUCCUGGAAACAUUUUAUGUGCUCCUGAAGACGCCUUCAAGGGGCUCUCCACGCGCAGGGCUCCAGCCCUUGGCUGGCCCGUGGGCAUCGUCUCAUCCGAGCGGUUUGGGGCGGCCGCGUGCACCCCUGCCCCGACCCAGUGGGGCCGGCAGAGUCCUGCCCACAGCAGCCGCCUCGUUGGGGCCCCGUGCAUGUCCUGAGCCCGGGACUAGGCGGCCCAGGGUGGGUGGGCCUGGAGCCUCGGGGGCUGUGGGCACACACCGAUGCAACGAGCUGUUUUCCAGCCCGCCGGCCCUAAGCGCUGCUGGACGGGUCAGGUGGGGAUGAGCCCACGUGGCAAAGCCUUCCUUGGAGGCUGCCCGGGCACCCCCGGGUGGUGUCCU